AUGUUGACAUUCCCUUUACCACUCUUUUCUUUCCUCCUCUUCUCCAUCACCACCACCACCACCGCCGCCGCCCAACCAUACAAGCCCACCGACUACUUCCUCCUCAACUGUGGUGGUGCAACCGCCACUACCGACCGGAAAUGGGACACCGAUGAACGUUCCAAGUUCAUGCCCUCCACCACCACCUCCUUCAAAUCCACCCCGAACAACCGCGAUCCUUCCGUCCCGGAAAUCCCGUACUCCACUGCACGAAUCUUCAAAACAUCAUUCACCUACACUUUUCCGGUGGCCAAGGGCCCUAAAUUCCUCCGCCUCUAUUUCUACCCCGCUACAUAUUCCCACUACAAGGCAGACCAAUCUUUCUUUUCUGUAUCAUCAAACGGUUACUCUCUCUUAUCCAACUUCAGCGCUUUCCAAACCUGGUCCUACUUGCGAACCAGACGCACCCAUUCCAAUAAGGUUCCCCACUUUGUAAAGGAAUUCAUCAUCUAUGUAAACCACACCCAAACCAUAAACAUCACGUUCACCCCCUCACCCGAAUCAUAUGCGUUCAUUAACGGUAUCGAAAUUGUUUCACAACCGGAAUACUUAUAUUAUAAAUCCAAAAACAUAAAAUACAUCGGUCUAUCUUCCGGACCCAUGAUCACAGAGAACACGUGUCUCGAGAAUAUUUACAGGUUAAACGUCGGUGGGGAGAAGAUCUCCCCCAUCCAUGAUACCGGGAUGUAUCGAUCGUGGGAUCAAGACGAUCCAUAUUUGUUCCCAGUUCGAACAGUAACCCAGGUUUACAAGAAUCCGAUAGUCUACACAGCUGACACACCGAAUUAUACCGCACCUGAGUUAGUAUAUGCUACGCAAAGAAGCAUGGGUGCUUCUUCUGAAAAUCGCAAUCUGACGUGGCAGCUUCCGGUUGAUUCUGGAUUUUAUUACAACCUUAGGCUCCACUUUUGUAAUAUUAUACCGCAAUACAGGCGCAAAUCUGCGCUGAUAUUUAAAAUUUUUAUUUCGAAUCAAACGGCUAUAGCUGGAAGAAAGCGAGAUUUGUGGCUCGCGAUGGGUCCUAACCGUGAUGACUCGGAAGAAUACUAUGAUGCAUUUUUGAACGGUUUGGAAGUUUUCAAGCUUAGCAUGAACGGUAGUCUCGCUGACCGCGACUCGGAGCUCCGCCCUACAGUACCACCGCCGCCGUCAUCUCCCGUGAAAAACAAAACUCUGCCGUAUGCCGCCAUAAUAGGCGGUAUUGGCGGAGCGUUAGUACUCUUGUUGUCAACUUCUGGUUUUAUCGUUUUCCAGCGAAUGAAACACUCCGGUGACAAGUCAUCCGGUGAGCAAAAAUCAAAAGAUAACCGCCUUCCGUCCGAGGUGUUGUGUUCGAGGCCAGUGAUCAUAAACCGAGGUGUGUCCGAUGAAGAGGUGAAUUUGGCUGAAUGGGGUAGGUUAAACUAUGGAAAGGGGACGUUGAAAGAGAUACUUGAUAAGAGAAUAAGUGAUGAGAUUGCUCCUAAUUGUUUGAUGAAGUUUGGUGAGGUUGCGAAUAGUUGUUUAAGAAUGAAAGGGAGUAAACGUCCGAAGAUGGAUGAAGUUGUUUGGGGGUUAGAGUUUGCAUUGCAGUUACAGGAGGCGGCUGAGAAAAGAGGUGAUAUGGUGGGUGAGUUGAUAGGUGGCAUGUCGGAAAAUCAAGAAUAUAUGUUUCCUGUGAAAGGAGAGGACGUGAGUGUAAAUGAGGAGUAUGAGUUUGAGGGGUCGACUGGAGUGGGAAUACAACAUGGAUUGGUGUCGACCGAUAGCAGCAGUCGUGAAGGAUUAGUGUCGGAAACGGUUUUACCCCGAUGA
Molecule: messenger RNA, 1833 nt
Organism: Lactuca virosa
Lineage: Eukaryota; Viridiplantae; Streptophyta; Magnoliopsida; Asterales; Asteraceae
Source: the annotation of a GenBank genome assembly